Paramecium primaurelia is the source of this 912-nucleotide messenger RNA. The record is from the annotation of a GenBank genome assembly. NCBI's taxonomy places the organism in Eukaryota, Ciliophora, Oligohymenophorea, Peniculida, Parameciidae.
AAUAAAAUUAUGCAAAAUAUUAAAUAAAGAAAACCUUAUUUAUAAGUUCAUUUUCAACCUCUAACAGAGCGAAUUGAGAGAAAGAAAUAGACAUUAAUGAAGAAUGUGUUAGUGAGAAAUGUUCAUGCUUAAAGAAUUAAACGAAGCUUUAGUUUGCCACAUAAUUAAAGAUUCUUGUAUAGAUUUGAAACUUUACCAAAACACCUAUGUCCAUCUCGAAAAGGAACUGGUGAAGAAUUUCAAAUAAGAUAAUAAUCUCCAUAAAAAAGAGACUCAUUAGUAACCAAUCUUAAAUUAUCUUAAAAAAAUAUUGAAAUGAAAGAAAGAUAGUAAAGAAAGAGUUGUGAUUGUUCAUAAUGUGGAAAGGAAACUAAUUUUUAAAGAGAUUCAAUGAAAGAUGGAGUUUUUAUAAUUUAAUAAAUAAAAGAAUAAGAAGCUUUAUCAAAUAAAUUUUAGAGAACAUAAAAGAAAUAAUAUGAAAAGUUAUAUCCAUAAUAUUUAAAUAUGAAGAGUAUACAAAUAGAAGAGAGUGGUGAUCAUAAUAAUGAUUUUAUUAUAAAUUCGUUUGAGCAUCUAGAAGAUGUUCCUACAUAAACAUGUCCAAAUAAGAUUAAAAGUAAGUCUAACUUUUUCGACUUCUUUUUAAUUAAAUAACAAUAGAUUGUAGUUGAUUAAAGGAGAAAAUUUUCCAAUCAUCGAAAAAAUUUUGAUAAAUUUCGUUCGAUUCCCUUUCUCUCUAAUGAUUUUUAGAAAGUAUUAACUCCUAGAACACCAGCCACAAUGACUACAACUUUAGUUCCAUCUCCAAGGAAAUUAAAAGCUAAUGUAUAGAUGUAUCUAAAACCAAUCAAUAAACCAUAGAAAUAACAUAAUAGAUUGUUAACUCUUCCAGAGUUUAGAUAAUUUAUAUGA